AUGGAUGAGAAGGCCAAACCUCCUCUACCGGAGGACUCGGCAUCCAGCCACUCUGGAGAGCUUGCAACGAUCAGUCACACGCCCAGCACAGACGAGAAGGCAGAUCAAGAUGCCUCGCACCGAAGCUCACCCAACACCGCAACAGGGGAUGAGGCGGCUGCCACACCUCACACGCCAAAGACUGCAAUGGACUGGGAUGGCCCCAAUGACCCAGAAAACCCUCACAACUGGCCGAUGAUCAAGAAGCUAUACCACGCCGGCGUGACCGCCAUGCUCUCUUUCGUCGUUACGUACGGCAGCAGCACAUACUCGCCCGGAAUCAUUCAGGUGGCCGAGGAACUCAACGUCUCCACGACGGUCGCCACGCUGGGCCUGUCGCUGUACGUCCUCGGCCUCGGCCUGGGACCCAUGAUAUCCGCGGGCCUCUCCGAAACAUACGGGCGUCGAGUCGUAUACCUCUAUUGCACGCCCGUCUCCCUCCUCUUCACUCUCGGGGCCGGCCUCUCCCACAACAUCGCCUCCCUCCUCGCCUGCCGCUUCCUCGCGGGCGCCAUCGGUGCCGGGCCCCUUGCCGUCGGCGCGGGCACCAACGCCGACCUAUGGGCACCCAUCGACCGCGCCACGGGCUCCGCGUUCUGGAUCCUCAUGCCCUUCCUCGGCCCGGCCCUCGGGCCCAGCACGUCCUCGUACCCAACGCAACUUUCCACGUGGCGCUGGGGCCAGUGGAUGCUCCUCAUUGCCGGCGGCGCCACCUACGCCCUCUCCCUCUUCCAGCAAGAAACCUACAAGAAAGUCAUCCUGCUCCGGCGGGCAAAGAAAUACAACCUCCCGCCACCCCACGACCCUUUGCCGGGUGGGCUACGCCGCAUCACCGCGAUCCUCAACGUGACCUGCGUGCGCUCCAUGCGCAUGCUCUUCACCGAGCCCAUCUGCUUAGCCUUCUCCGCCUACAGCGCCUUCACCUUUGGCGUGCUCUUCGCCUUCUUCACAUCCGUUACCUAUGUAUACCGAACCGUCUACCACUUCACGACCGGGCAAGCCGGCCUCCCCUUCCUCGCCAUCGGCAUCGGCUCCGUGCUCGCCACCCUCCUCUUCCUCCUCAUCGACCGCCUCAGCUACCGCUCCCAACUCCUCUCCCGCCGCCGCUCGCACGACCCCCGCCCUUUACCUCCCGAAGAACGCCUGUAUGCCGCCAUGCUCGGCUCUCUACUCUUGCCCCCCUCCCUCUUCUGGUUCGGCUUCAGCGCCUGUGAUGCGUCGACGCACUGGAUCGUGCCCACCGUCGCCCUCGGCGUCUUCGGCUGCGGCAAUCUGCUGCUGUUCGACACCACGGCGACGUAUCUGGUGGACACGUACGGCGCGAUGGGCGGCGCGAGCGCCAUGAGCGCCAACAGUUUCGCGCGGUACGGUUUGGGCGCCGCGUUUCCGCUGUUUAGCGUGCAGAUGUAUGAGGGGUUGGGGAUUCGCUGGGCGAGUGCCCUGUUGGGGUUUGUGACGGUGGCGAUGCUGCCGAUUCCGUGGGUGUUUUAUCGGUGGGGGAGUAGGAUCAGGAAGAGGGGUGCGUUUCCGAAAAGUGAUGCUUGA
Messenger RNA from Cyphellophora europaea CBS 101466, 1584 nucleotides. RefSeq lists its product as uncharacterized. Gene Ontology annotation, molecular function: spermine transmembrane transporter activity; spermidine transmembrane transporter activity. The record is from RefSeq and is a predicted model, not a curated record. Gene Ontology annotation, biological process: spermine transport; spermidine transport; transmembrane transport. The transcript is spliced from 2 exons. NCBI's taxonomy places the organism in Eukaryota, Fungi, Ascomycota, Eurotiomycetes, Chaetothyriales, Cyphellophoraceae. Bases 1 to 1584 code for a protein of 527 amino acids.